This is a messenger RNA of Nerophis lumbriciformis (worm pipefish), 4861 nucleotides long. Its product is annotated as hepatocyte growth factor-like. The record is from RefSeq and is a predicted model, not a curated record. Gene Ontology annotation, molecular function: serine-type endopeptidase activity. Lineage: Eukaryota; Metazoa; Chordata; Actinopteri; Syngnathiformes; Syngnathidae. Gene Ontology annotation, biological process: proteolysis.
CCUGCUGCACGCACGCACGCACCCACGCCUCCAGUCCACCAUGAUGAGGACGCACGUAUGGAUUUACCAGGCGCUGGUGUGCGCGCUGCUGGGCAUGCUGCAUGCAGGCGACUUCAGAAAGAGUCGCCAGUCUUUGCAGCGCUACGAGAAGUCCGAAAACCACCUCCUGGUGUGCGCGGACUGUCCUCAGCCGCCUCUGGUGCGGAAGAGCCGCUCGCAGGAACACUGCGCCCGUAAAUGCAAGAAGGUGAAGAAGCACUUCAAUUGCAGGGCCUUCAACUUCCACAAGCACAACAGGAAAUGCCACUUGCUUCCCUUCGACCGCUUCGGCCACGGCGUGCAAAAGCAGGCCAACGCCAACUUCACGCUGUACGAGAAGAAAGAUUAUAUAAGGGAGUGUAUCAUGGGACCCAAGGACAGCUACAGAGGGAGGAGGUCUUGGACCAAGUCAAACAUCACUUGUCAAGCUUGGUCUGAUAAUAACAUCAAUGAGCACACGUUUUAUCCCGAUAGGUACCCGACGCAAGACCUGAGGGAGAACUUCUGCCGGAAUCCCAACAACGAUCCCGGUGGUCCGUGGUGCUACACCACUGAUCCCAAUGUACGGGCCGAGGAGUGCGGCAUAGCACACUGUUCCGAGGAUGUUUGCAUGACAUGCAACGGCGAGGAUUACCGAGGAAAAGUAGACCAUACCAAGAGCGGGAAGGAGUGCCAGAGAUGGGACUCAUCGAGGCCACAUAAACACAAAUUUCAGCCCAAAAAGCACAGGGACAAGGGCUUGACGGACAACUACUGUCGGAACCCGGAUAACCGCCUCCGUCCCUGGUGCUUCACUAUGGAUCCCAAGACUCCCUGGGAGUACUGCAACAUCACAGUAUGUGAGUCCGACUCCUUCAGCAGCGAGGAGCCAGAUGUGAACGUGACGGCGUCCUGCGUCCACGGGAAGGGCAAAGACUACCGCGGAACGAUGAAUGUCACUCCCGAGGGGCUGACGUGUCAGCGCUGGGACUCGCAAUUCCCCCAUCAGCACUCGUUCAUUCCCCACCACUUCAAAUGCAAGGACCUCCGGGAAAACUUCUGCCGCAACCCGGACGGCUCAGACUACCCGUGGUGCUUCACCAACGACCCCAACCAGAGGAAGGCCAACUGCACGCACAUCUCCAGGUGUGACGCAGAGGACGCGCAGAAAACUGAGUGCUACAAGGACCACGGCGAGACGUACCGGGGCGCUUUAGCCAUCACUCGCUCGGGGAUUCCUUGCGCCAACUGGUCGCAUCACAUAAACAGCGGGGAUUCUCACUCUACACUAUCCCAUGUAGGGCUGGAGAGGAACUACUGUCGCAACCCUGACCGGGACAAGCAUGGCCCCUGGUGUUACACCGACCCAAACACGCGCCUGUCUUGGGACUACUGUAAACUGAAGCAUUGUGAUCCUGCCCCAGCGACUCCUCAUGUGAACGCCACGCUCGGCCCCCCUGGUGCGUCGACAACCCGCCCCAGGAUAUCGUGCUUCGUCCACAUUAACACCCGCAUCGUUGGGGGACACCAAGUACGAGGAACAGAUGGCAGCUGGGUCGUGAGCAUCCAACGAGAAAAGAUUCAUUUGUGCGGAGGGUCUUUGAUCCGGGAAAACUGGGUGUUGACGGACCAACAGUGCAUCACGUCCUGCGUUCCCGACCUGAGGGAAUACAGCGUCCAGGUGGGUGUGCGCCACCUCAACGAGUCUUCCCGUCAUCCCAGACUCGCCAUUUCUCGUCUCAUCUGCGGGCCGGAGGGAUCCAACCUGGUCAUGCUGAAGCUGUCAGACCCAGCUCCCGUGUCCGAGGGCGCGUCCACCAUCCAUCUUCCCGUAAAGGAGUGUCACAUUGCAGAGGGAACAAACUGCACCAUGUACGGAUGGGGGGAAACCAAAAACACGGGACAGGACGAGGCGCUGAACGGCGUGACCAUGCCCAUGAUGGACGGGGACAUGUGCUCGCGAAUCAAAGGGGACGCCGGAGACAGCAGGAUAUGUGCAGGAGGAAGGAGAGGAGAAGGCGUAUGUGAUAAGGACUACGGCGGUCCGCUGGUCUGCCAGGAGCACGAGCGCAAAGUCAUCGUGGGCGUGAGCAUGCAGCGGACCAAGUGCGCCUCGUCGCGGCCGGCGCUCUUCGUCAACGUGGCGUUCUACUCAGAGUGGAUUUACAAGGUCUUCAAGCUGUACCCCAGCCCCGAGACAAACUGACGCUGUGCUGGGGAAGACUCACUGAAGUAUUUUGUCUCCUGGAAUAUACUUGAAUACUCACCGAGUACCACGACUACAAGGAUGUGACACCCCCUCUAAGAUCCCACACAGCCCCCCCGCCCCUCCUUCCUUUGCCUUGGCGAGCUGCUGCGGGUUGUGGUGCUAAUGUUUGUAGCAUGAGAGUGAAGGUCCCUGCCAAGGACAACACGGCUGUCGGGUCUCAGUUUGGGGGAAGCGUGGCCCCUGGUGGGCCGUGUGGUCAGCAGGACAUUCGUCUUCCGUGCUCGCUCCGUCCUGGUGUACAUACUUUAUUGAUUACACUCACCAUGUCAGAUGUUAUGGGUCUUAUAGACCUUCUUCUUCCUCUCGCCGCUGACGACGUGUUUAAAAAAAAAAAUAUAUAUAUUUAUUUUUUUCUUUUGAGAUGAAUUAAGAUGAGCAGCAUUGAGAGAACUAAUAUUCCUAUCCUUAGUAUGCCAAUGCUGUCAGUGUGCUAAUCGUUAGCAGGCUGAAUGUCAACUUAUUAGCAUCACAACAUCUGGACUACACAUGUCAACAUUGCAACUGUUAGCGAAGGAGUGCACUAUCUGGCUGCAAUCCAGAUGCAAUAGUAAUGUAAAUAUUGGAUGCACAAAUGAAACCCACUUUUUGAUGGAAAUAACCCAAUCUUAUAUUUUCAAUGUACAUUUUUGCAGAAAAGCACUCCAGUCGUUUUGAGGAUCUUUUUGUAGUAGGUCCCUAAAAACAGCAGAGCAGUCCUGUCCUGUGGAGGAUCUUUGGCUAUCACUUUUGCAGUUGGUUGUCGAAAUACAUUCCACGACUCCUUUUUCAUAUAGAGGAUCUUUGAUUUGCAUUUGUACAAUCGGUGAUUCCGUCAUGCGCAGGAUCUUUGACUAAUAUUUUUACAGUAGGUUCCCAAAAACCAAGAACACUCCCUUCAUAUAGAGGAUCUUUGACUUUCUUUUUUGCAAACGGUCGUUAACAAGAGCAGAUGACUCUUUGUCAUUUUUGAUGAUCGUUGAGUAACAUUUCAUCAACAAAAACAGCAAGCCACCUUUUUGAUAUAAAAUAUCUUUAACUCAUCUUUUUUCACUCAGUCCUCAAAAACAGCAGAUCAAUUCUAUCAUAUAUUUUAAACUGUAUUUGUGCAGUCGGCCCUUAAGAACAGCUAAGUGCUCCUGUCACCUAGAGGAUCUUUGACUAUGUUUAUAGUAGGUCCUCAAAUACAUCACACCACUCCUUUCCUAUAGAGGAUCUUUGAUUUGCAUUUGUACAAUCGGUGAUUCCGUCAUGCGCAGGAUCUUUGACUAAUAUUUUUACAGUAGGUUCCCAAAAACCAAGAACACUCCCUUCAUAUAGAGGAUCUUUGACUUUCUUUUUUGCAAACGGUCGUUAACAAGAGCAGAUGACUCUUUGCCAUUUUUGAUGAUCGUUGAGUAACAUUUCAUCAACAAAAACAGCAAGCCACCUUUUUGAUAUAAAAUAUCUUUAACUCAUCUUUUUUCACUCAGUCCUCAAAAACAGCAGAUCAAUUCUAUCAUAUAUUUUAAACUGUAUUUGUGCAGUCGGCCCUUAAGAACAGCUAAGUGCUCCUGUCACCUAGAGGAUCUUUGACUAUGUUUAUAGUAGGUCCUCAAAUACAUCACACCACUCCUUUCCUAUAGAGGAUCUUUGAUUUGCAUUUAUACAGUCGGUGAUUCCGUCAUGCGGAGGAUCUUUGACUAAUAUUUUUACAGUAGGUUCCCAAAAACCAAGAACACUCCCUUCAUAUAGAAGAUCUUUGACUUUCUUUUUUGCAAAAGGUCGUUAACAAGAGCAGAUGACUCUUUGUCAUUUUUGAUGAUCGUUGAGUAACAUUUCAUCAACAAAAACAGCAAGCCACCUUUUUGAUAUAAAAUAUCUUUAACUCAUCUUUUUUCACUCAGUCCUCAAAAACAGCAGAUCAAUUCUAUCAUAUAUUUUAAACUGUAUUUGUGCAGUCGGCCCUUAAGAACAGCUAAGUGCUCCUGUCACCUAGAGGAUCUUUGACUAUGUUUAUAGUAGGUCCUCAAAUACAUCACACCACUCCUUUCCUAUAGAGGAUCUUUGAUUUGCAUUUAUACAGUCGGUGAUUCCGUCAUGCGCAGGAUCUUUGACUAAUAUUUUUACAGUAGGUUCCCAAAAACCAAGAACACUCCCUUCAUAUAGAGGAUCUUUGACUUUCUUUUUUGCAAAAGGUCGUUAACAAGAGCAGAUGACUCUUUGUCAUUUUUGAUGAUCGUUGAGUAACAUUUCAUCAACAAAAACAGCAAGCCACCUUUUUGAUAUAAAAUAUCUUUAACUCAUCUUUUUUCACUCAGUCCUCAAAAACAGCAGAUCAAUUCUAUCAUAUAUUUUAAACUGUAUUUGUGCAGUCGGCCCUUAAGAACAGCUAAGUGCUCCUGUCACCUAGAGGAUCUUUGACUAUGUUUAUAGUAGGUCCUCAAAUACAUCACACCACUCCUUUCCUAUAGAGGAUCUUUGAUUUGCAUUUGUACAGUCGGUGAUUCCGUCAUGUGGAGGAUCUUUGACUAAUAUUUUUACAGUAGGUUCCCAAAAACCAAGAACACUCGCUUCAUAUAGAGGAUCUUUGACUUGCUUUUUUGCAAAAGGUCAUUA